AUGGACGGAUUAGUAGAUGUAGAAUUUCAGAACCCCCGCGAAUCUUCUACAUCGUCAUCUAGCAUUCAGCUGGCCGGCUGUUUUAGCCAAGAAGAUGCGGAUUCGAGGGCUCUAAGCCCAAAGAGGGAAUGCUUCUUGGUGGAAUGGACCAACCCUGAUGAUCCAGAUCACCCACACAAUUGGUCAAACCUUAAGAAAGGUUUCGUCAUGUUCGAGGUUUUAUUUUUAACAUGUGUGACGUACAUGGGAUCUUCGAUCUACACUCCGGGCCAGCAAGCUAUCCAGUCGCAGUUCAAGGUCGGCCACGUGGUCGCAACAUUGAACCUUUCCAUCUAUGUCUUGGGCUACGGAAUCGGACCGAUCUUCUUGGCGCCUUUUUCUGAAUUUGCCACCAUAGGAAGGCAAACUAUUUACAUAAUUACGUUAUUCGUGUUUAUUAUGUUCCAGAUCGGUUGUGCAACAGUGGAUAACGUAGGCGGUCUUAUUGUCAUGCGAUUCAUAAGUGGCGUGCUUUCAUCACCUGCUCUGUCCACUGGCGCAGCGAGCAUUGGAGACGUCAUCAGCGAUGAAAAGAAAGUUCCUUUGGUGAUAGGGCUAUGGUCCAUUGGUGCGGUGUUAGCUCCUAUCGUGGCCCCAUUGUUGGGAGCAUCUAUGAUGGUUGCAAAAGGUUGGAGAUACAUUUUUUGGUUAUUAACUUGGAUGGCUACUGCAAAUCUAGUUAUGUUGUUUUUCUUUCUUCCUGAAACAUUAGCAGACAACGUACUUUACCGGAGAUGCCGAAGGAUAAAAAAAAUGACAGGCAUAGACGCAUACUGUACACUUAAGCAGCAAGACGAAGAGAGACUUGAUAUGUUGCAAUUCUUUCUCGAAGCUGUUUUGAGACCGUUCAGGAUCAUUGCCCGGGAGAAAAUUGUAGCUUGUUUCGAUGCCUACAUGGCUUUGUUAUAUGGAUCCUUGUAUUUAUUCUUCGAAUCAUUCCCACUAGUGUUUGUUGAUCUCUACGGUUUUAGUUUGGUUGAAAUGGGUGUCGCGUAUAUGGGCUUUACUGUCGGCUGCAUAUUUGGAUAUCUUGCCUUGUACAUUUUUCAGACAAAAGUUUUUGAUCCUAAAUUUGAUAGUGGCACAUUCGAACCGGAGUCCCUUUUGCCGUUAAAUAUGGCUGUGGGUUGA
Messenger RNA from Saccharomyces kudriavzevii IFO 1802, 1170 nucleotides. RefSeq lists its product as uncharacterized. NCBI's taxonomy places the organism in Eukaryota, Fungi, Ascomycota, Saccharomycetes, Saccharomycetales, Saccharomycetaceae. The transcript has a single exon. Gene Ontology annotation, molecular function: xenobiotic transmembrane transporter activity; fluconazole transmembrane transporter activity. Gene Ontology annotation, biological process: xenobiotic detoxification by transmembrane export across the plasma membrane. Gene Ontology annotation, cellular component: membrane. The coding region runs from base 1 to 1170 and encodes 389 amino acids. The record is from RefSeq and is a predicted model, not a curated record.